This is a messenger RNA of Penicillium psychrosexuale, 4530 nucleotides long. RefSeq names its product glycoside hydrolase family 15 protein. Gene Ontology annotation, molecular function: protein binding; hydrolase activity, hydrolyzing O-glycosyl compounds. NCBI's taxonomy places the organism in Eukaryota, Fungi, Ascomycota, Eurotiomycetes, Eurotiales, Aspergillaceae. The transcript has 6 exons. The coding region runs from base 1 to 4530 and encodes 1509 amino acids. Gene Ontology annotation, biological process: carbohydrate metabolic process. The record is from RefSeq and is a predicted model, not a curated record.
AUGACUGAACCUACGUACAAUGCCAUUGAGGACUAUGGCCUGGUCGGGGACAUGCACACCUGUGCCCUGGUCAGCAAGGACGGUAGUUUGGAUUACAUGUGCUGGCCAGUCUUUGACUCUCCUACCGUUUUCUGUCGUCUGUUGGACAACCAGAAAGGAGGCUUCUUCGCCGUGAAGCCCUACAAGACGGUAGUAGAUGCUCACAGCAAGCAGCGGUAUCUUCCAUACUCGAACCUGCUUGAAACCAGGUGGACCGAUGAGGAUGGCGUCGCGACGCUGCUGGACUACUUUCCUGUCACACCUAAAAAGGCGGCGCAGUCGUCCCGGUUGUUGUCAGGAUACUGUCCUUGCAAUGAACCGGGGACCAAUCGCUUCAAGUCGGGACUGCAGCACUCGGGCCUGAUCAGAAAGCUGGAGUGUAGCCGUGGCUCAAUGGAAUUGAAAGUGGAGUUAUUCCCUGCUUUUAAUUAUGCACGAGACUCGCACAAUACCCGUGCAAAGCUAGAAGACGACUUGGACAAGCACCGGCUGCAGACCGUCCACUUCGAGAGUGAGACAGAGCGGCUGCAACUCGAGAUCUUUGCCGAUUCACGGGAGCCAGAUAAGCUUGGUUUCCCCUCGGCAUCUUUGAAACUGGAAGAACGAGAGGGUCUCCGUGGCCGCGGAUUGGUGGCCUGGAUCCGUUUGUCGGCGGGCCAGACCCUUCAUCUGGUGUUGCAUAGUCCCGAGAAGGCUGUCCCCAGCUCGGCCACCAUUGCAGCCUACCUCGCGCGAAUGGAGGAGGAAACUUCCGACUAUUGGACCGAUUGGACACGCAAAUGUGCCUUCCGUGGUCAUUACCGAGAGACAGUCGAGCGCAGUCUCCUAAUUCUGAAGCUGUUGACCUACAAACCCACGGGUGCAAUUGUCGCUGCGCCCACCUUCUCGCUUCCCGAAAAUGUUGGAGGCUCCAGAAACUGGGAUUAUCGAUAUUCCUGGGUGCGUGACACAGCCUUCACGCUGUAUGUCUUUCUCAAAAUGGGCUACAGCGAAGAAGCGGAAGCGUAUGUCAACUUCAUCUUCGAGCGGGUUUUCCCGCAUGCUUGCCAAGAUCAGGAACCCAACAGCAAAAGGCCCUUCUUGCCGCUGAUGUUCACUAUCCGAGGCGAGUACGACAUUCCCGAGAUGGAAUUGGACCACCUCGAUGGGUACAAAGGCAGCAAACCUGUUCGCAUUGGCAAUGCUGCCGUUUUCCACACACAGCUGGACAUCUACGGUGAAUUGUUGGACAGUAUCUACCUGUGUAACAAGUACGGAAACCCUAUCACCUAUGACCAAUGGAACGCUAUCCGGCGAAUGAUUAACUAUGUCAUCGGUGUUCGGAACCAGAAGGAUAUGUCCAUUUGGGAAUCGCGUGGUCAGAUCCAAAACUUUAUCUAUUCGAAGAUUAUGAUGUGGGUGGCCCUGGAUCGUGGAAUCCGCCUUGCCGAGAAGCGUGCUAGCCUGCCAUGCCCGGAUCGCUUUGAAUGGAUCCGGGUCCGUGACGAGAUGUACGACGAAAUCAUGACCAAAGGGUACAACGAAGAGCGUGGCCAUUUCUGCCAGAGUUAUGAGAGUCGCGAGGUCUUGGAUGCAUCUAUCUUGAUUGCACCCUUGGUAUUCUUCGUUGCGCCCAAUGAUCCGCGGUUCAUCAGCACGCUGAAGAAGAUUUUGCAAAGCCCCGAGAAGGAGGGCCUAUCCAGCGCCAAGAUGGUGUUCCGAUAUGACCACAAGAAAGCCAACGAUGGUAUGACAGGGGGUGAGGGUGCCUUCAUCAUGGUAACCUUCUGGCUUGUCGAAGCCAUGGCUCGUGCUGCCAAAUAUGAUGUGGCUAUUCCAAACAUCUGGAAACUCGCACUUGCGCACUUCGAUAACAUCCUGUCCUACGCGAAUCAUCUGGGCAUGUUUUCUGAAGAAGUGGCCAUUUCUGGUGAGCAGAUGGGCAACUCUCCACAGGCUUUCAGCCACCUGGCUUGUAUUAGCGCUGCAAUCAAUCUGGGAAGAAGGAUCCCCACUUGUCUAAUGGCAGGCGCCAGCUUGGAUUGGGCUGAUAAGCCUAACGUCGAUUUCGCCUUGUCAUCGGAUGAAGAGGAAUUUGUUUCCAGCCCAAGCACUGCUUCAAGGGAGCUUGAAGGUCCUGCCAAGCAAAAUUUGACGCUGGCUUUGGGGAAGUUGCACUUAGAGCAAGAGGACUUGAAUCAAUCCUCUAGAAAGGACGCGACUCCAACAACACCCCACAUGGAAGACCUAAUUCAAACUCCUCCAGAACUUGAAAUGGCCAAAAAGCCUCUGCAGCUACUGGACUUACCUUUGGAUGUUUUAAAAGAGAUCAUCAAAGAGGUGACCCAUACGACUGAUCUGACCUCGCUCGCUCUUACAUGCUCGUCUCUUCAUUCCUUAGCCAUUCCGCACAUGUACUCCCGUUUCGACAUCGUCUGGCCUGAGUCGCUGAACCCAUCAACGGAUGACUACUCGGGGGUGGACGCUCUGUCUUAUGGUUUGUCCACAUUGGUCAUGGGCGAGGAUGUAUUUAAUCAGCCUGCGCUGUUUCAAUCUGACCAGGUCAAAAAUAGCUGCGUGAAUUGCGGUUGCAAUAAGCCUCAUCCUCAGCCUGACCCGGACCCUGGGGACAAUGGAGUUCGGCUCCGGUCGCGACGAGGCAACCAUUAUGCACAGUAUACCCGCACAUUCUCUAUUGGAAAUGGCCCGCUCAGUUGGGUACAAGAAUACUCGGUGACCAAAGAAGUGGGCAAGAUGCUAGGGACGCUAGUCGCUUUAGCAGUUGCACGGAUGGUGAAUCUCGAAGCCUUCGUUUGGGACAUGCCGACUGGAGUGGUCCGUGAAAUUUGGCUCGCGCUUGCGUCGUUGGCAGAUAGACCAGGACACGAUUGUCGCCUGGAGCGCAUUUGGGUGCGCUGGCAUGACAAUUCGGAGAAUGCUUUACGCAGUUCGUCGGCGGCGGCAACGAGGCUCUUUCAGAAAUACAAACACGUGGAACAUCCUUCCUUGUCAGUACUGCCUCCACUCAAGAAUGUGGCUGUUCUUGACAUAGAUGAACCCGCUUAUGUGGAAGAGCUGGCACUUCUCAUUGAGCGUUCACGUUUCCGUCUGUCCGAACUCCGCAUUGGUAUUGCCGAAAAGGCCCAUAUGAGUCCGUGGCUGUUGUGUGGGAAGGACUCUGAUGGCUCAACGAAUUGGCCUAGAGCUGAUGGUGUACUUGGCAUCUUAACGCGGCGGCACCUUGACAAAAAGCAGGACAAUGUUAUAGUUGCCUCCCUUGAAGAUAAAUCGAUGCCCUCCGAGGAUUCGAUAAACAAGUCACUAAAAUCUACCGAAAGUGCAGCUCCAUUGACUCCAAAUAGCGAGGAGCAGCCUCCCAGCACCACCAAGGACAAGAAGUCCCCAUCAAGCUCUGGGUUGUCCAACCGGAGCGCCCGCUCACAGCCACCUCCCUACAAAUCCGACUAUGAGAUACUUCAUCUCAAAGUACUCGAGCUAGAACGCGUACCUCUUUCUGUGCCAACCCUACUGCCGGCCGUCGACUGGACUGGGUUGACUACUCUCACUAUCAUGCGAUGCGAUGAUCAUGAAAAGCUCUGGAGGGCUCUCCGUCGGAAGUAUGCUCCUCCUGCGACGCCGGCAAAACGUCCACACGAUGCAGAGCGUCGAGCAAACGCCAGCUCAGCUGAAUAUCCACUAAAUUUGAAACAUAUUCGCACGGACACUGUUUCGCCUUAUCUUAUACUGUUCAUCAAAGAUGCGCUGGCUCCGAAUACCCUGGAGAGUGUUUAUUUGCAUGAAGCCCCAGGUCAUGAAUCUGCUGUGCAUAUCGACGCUAUUUACAAGCACAUUCUGCGAAAGCACAGGCGGAGUCUGCGAAAGGUGUUGAUUGACGCCACUGACCGUAUAAUCGGCGCUGGAUAUUCAGGCAUACGAUGGCACAAGUGGAUGUUCACCCACGAUAUGGUAUCAUUUGUCACAAGUGGAAAGAUGCCGCAGCUGAAAGAGCUGGGAAUAGCGAUGCAUUAUCGCGAUUGGAGAUUGCCAAACAUGCCCCAGCUUCAUGCUUUGUAUCUACCACACAUUCAUCAUAGUGUCCAUCGGGACUUGAAAGAGCUUGCGCUGCAAGUCUUGGACAUCGUCAGCAUACGUCCAGAUUUGAAGAUCGCCUACAUUGGUCUCCACAUCAAAUGCUACCAAAUCCUUGAAGCAAGACAUGACGAUAACCCACUAGAUUUCGACGACAACCCCGCGAUUGAACAUUCCCCGGCGCUUAGUGAAGAUGAGGAUGAAGGGUGGGCCAACCCCAACCACGAAUCUGAAGGAGACAGCGAUGAUUCCGACGAUGCCUCGGGGGCAGCUGACACAGACCUCCUUUCCAGUGACCCGGACGACUACGACACUGAACCUGACGAAGAACAGGGUGAUUCGCGGAUUCGUUACCGGCUACAGGAGAUUCUAUUCUACGACGAGAAGGUAUCAAUUUUCAAGGCGCGUCAUGGUGUUUUAUGA